Lytechinus pictus (painted urchin) is the source of this 4366-nucleotide messenger RNA. RefSeq names its product cyclic nucleotide-gated cation channel alpha-3-like. Lineage: Eukaryota; Metazoa; Echinodermata; Echinoidea; Temnopleuroida; Toxopneustidae. Gene Ontology annotation, biological process: potassium ion transport; transmembrane transport. The transcript has 20 exons. Gene Ontology annotation, cellular component: membrane. The coding region runs from base 18 to 2363 and encodes 781 amino acids. Gene Ontology annotation, molecular function: protein-containing complex binding; voltage-gated potassium channel activity. The record is from RefSeq and is a predicted model, not a curated record.
ACGCCCGUUGGCGAUGGAUGAUUGGGCUCGUAGAGAAUAUUUUGGAGGGUAAUGAAUUUGUGAUUGACCCUGAAGGUGACUUCGUCUAUCGAUGGAUGGGUCUAGUAGCCUUCGCAGUAGCGUACAAUGUGUGGAUAAUCGUCCUAAGGGUAGCGUUUCAUCAUCAUCUUUCCAAUCAGGCAAAUGCUCAAUAUUUCGGUGUUGUAGAUCUUGUUUGUGACACCAUCUUUGUCGUCGACUUCUUGGUUAACUUCCGGGUCGCCUUUCUUCAGCAUGGUCUCUUGGUUAAAGAUCCUGCGAAACUAAGCGCAAAUUAUCGGCAGCAUGUCAGAUUUAGAUUUGACGUAGUUGCUAUGGUGCCCUGGGGUGUGGCUUACGAAAUAUGUAGAGAACUUUUAUUGCCUUUACGACUUUUCAACAUCUCACUACCUCAGAUAUCAACACCUGUUCUUCGGCUUCCCAAACUCUUAAAAUGGCACUCACUCGAUACCUUCUUCGCUAAAUGGGAUAGCCGCACCAGUAAUCCUAAUCGCCUUCGUGCAUUCAAGCUAUCUAUGUAUCUAGCAAUCAGUAUACAUUGGAUCGCAUGUUUUUACUACAUGCUUUCUGAGUUCGAAGGUUUCGGGGUAAAUGCUUGGGUCUAUCCUUUGGAUACAAUGGAAGAAGAUUUCACGAGCAAAUAUAUCAAGAUAAUGUAUUGGUCCACUGUAACACUGACGACUAUCGGAGGAACUCCAAAUCCAGUUACAAAUACGGAAUAUGCAUUUACAGGGAUGACAUUUUUAAUAGGCGUGUUCCUAUUCGCAGCUGUUGUUGGAAAUGUUGGCGAUGUGAUCAGCAAUAUGAAUGCUUCCAGACAAGAAUUCACAACUAAAAUGGAUGCGAUCAAGUUUUAUAUGAACCAUCGUCGGGUUCCUGAACAUUUACAAGAUAGAGUAAAGAAAUGGUCAGACUAUGCCUGGAGCAGAACACAAGCCUUAGACGACCAGACGUUUCUUGAUAUUCUUCCACCGAGACUUCGGGCAGAGAUUGCUAUACAUGUACAUCUCGAAACACUUAAAAAGGUGAAGAUAUUUGAAGACUGUGAGCAGGGUCUGUUAUGUGAAUUGGUCCUCAAACUGCGAUCACAGAUCUUCUCCCCUGGUGACUAUAUCUGUCGAAGAGGAGAGAUUGGAAGAGAGAUGUUUAUUAUAAACCAUGGCCAUGUUCAGGUGGUAGUCCAGGACCAAGAGACCCAACAGAGUAUGGUGGUAGCUAACCUAUCCGAGGGAAACUACUUCGGUGAGAUCAGUCUACUCAAGCUUGAUGAGGGUCAAAACAGGAGAACAGCUGAUGUCGUUUCGCUUGGAUACUCAGAAUUACUCUGUCUCUCCAAGAAGGACCUCAUGCAGGCGCUGGUAGAAUAUCCGGAUGCAAAGAAAGUAUUAGAGAAACACGGGAGAGAUCGGAUGGAGAAAAACAAAGAGGCGGCAAGAAUGCAGCGGAGGAAAUCGGAGGCUACCCUUCAGGUUCCUGAUGCUUCAAAACUCCUUGAUGAAGGUACCAAAGAUGGUGAUGGAACCAAUGACAACCCGGGUACCAUCACAGGAACAGGUGGUGGUAGUAAAGACCAAACCAUCAAGCAAACAGCGGUUACUGGUAUACUCACCAGGAUGAUUGAUAAAACAAAAGAGACGAGUGAGCUCAGACAUAUCAUAAACGAGCUUCGAAAAUUUGAUAGUCUUGCAACUAAGCAAAAGGUCACAGAGCUUUCUAAACGGUGUGAUGACUUAAAGACGCAGCUUGAGGAACGUGACGCAGAGUUGAAGCGCGCUCUUCGACGAAUCAGCGAACUUGAAAGUCGCGUGGCGGGAAAAUUACAUCACGGACAUUUCGGGCGUGUAAAUGGUAACCACCAUACAAGAAUGAACCUAGGUCGCUUGGCAUUUAAAAACUUAAGACAUGGUGGAAGUGUUGAAAGCAGUGACAAUGAUUCUUCAAGCGUGUGGGCAAGUUUUGAUGCAGAAGACAGUGGUCCGAGGAUCCUUAUUACACUUUCAUCUGAAGAAAAGUCGGGAUCCUUAAACAGCGGGAACGGGAGAACACUAAACGGGAGAACGAGAACUAUAACCGUUCCCGGUAUUUGCCUGAAUGGGGUUAUGCAACAAGAGCCGUCUGAGUAUCAAUUGAUUGGUUUCGUUGGUAAUGGCAAUGGUAUCUAUAGUGAUGAUGGACUAGAAGAGGAAGCAGCAAGACUUGGAAGAGAGUUAUUAUCAGAGAAAAGUGAUUUAUCAUCUCGUAGUUAUCUCGAUUCCAGUAGGAUGUCAGCUGAUCUUACUGAUGCAUCAUGUUAUAGUGAUAACUCAAUUGACAGUGACUUCUGAAUAUUUAUCAUUCUUCCCAGUCACAUUUACAAUAUUCAUUCUACAUGUUAUUUGAACAUUUUUUUCAAUAAAUUGAAUUAUAAUAUUUGAAGUUUACAACUACAUGUAUGAUGAUACAAAAAACGGGAGGAAUAUUUGUUUUAUAAGUUUACCAUUGUAAUGGUAAAUAGACUUUCCUCAAUCUUUAAUUGAAUGUUCAUAUACAAAUACACUUUGAAUUAAAAGGUGCAAACAUAAAAAACAGAUAUCAGAAGUAAAAUAAUUUAAAAAUAGUUGUCGAAUUAGGUGCCCUCCAAAAUACUAACACACUAACGACCACGUCAUGUUAAGUGAUAAACCGGUUCCAGUUAAAAACAAAGCGACUUCAUAAAUUUACACUUACUAACAAACUUUAUAUUUCUUUCUGGUCUACAAAUGAGGUACAAUCGUUUAUCAUUUUGCCAACUUAAUAUAUUCAACAAUAUCGGCAGUAAUGUGUAUUCAUUUAAGUGUUUAUUCCUGUAGAUAUAUUCAAAUAUUGUGGUAUUAUUAUUUUUAUGAAAUCAUUUUGAUACACCUACUUGUCAUUCUAUUCAUUAAGGUCAGAGUUAACAGUCUCUGAUUAGAUGAAAACAUUUUUUUAAAUAUUCCAAAUGUCUGCCGAAAAUCAUUUUAAGGAUAAAACUUAUGAUAGUUCUUUGGAUAUUAGAAUGCCCUAAAGGGUACUAUAGAUGCAGAUUGUCGAUCUAAAAUACAUUUUUAAGGACCUCUGUUUUGCAAUAGGAUUGGGAAUGUCUAAAGUAACGAUACUUUAAUUUCGUAGUGCCAUUAAGAUAUCAAUAAGAAUGAAUGACAAUUUGAUGGAACUUUGUUAUUUACUGUCUAUAAUCAAAUAAAAUAUUUUUGGGUAUUUUCAAUCAGGUCGAGCAAAUAUUAAUUUGGAUAGUUUGGGCUAUUUUUCUUGAUACUCUUGAGAGCAUGAAGGAUUUGGGUACGAUAUUUUGGGUGCUCUAUUCAUCUUGUGUGCAGUUAGUCUCAGUUCCAUUAUGUUUUGCCUCACUGAACUUACUAUUCGGUCAAAAUACAAACAAAUAAAGUGUCCAAAAGCAAGUGUCAGACCAAAUUAAGUUCCACCUAAACACGCUAAAUGUCAAGUUUAAGUACGGAUUUCUCAUGGGGAAAAUAUAUUUUUGGUCACGAUCAUUAUGAUACUGAAAUGAAUUAAUAUCUAGUUUAGAUUUCAGCAAAUGAUACACAUCUCAUCUCUGUAUUGGGAGAGUUUAGAUUUAAUUGGUCAAAAUAUAAACAUUUAUUUCUCUAUUACUCUAUAUCAACUUAACGAACUUUACAUUGACGUUUUAUGUGAUGAGUACUGUACCAGUGAUGUUGCUUCAAAAUUUGCAUAAUUUCUGCAGUUGUCUUCUCAUGACCUUUAAUCCGGUUCACAUUGACUAUGAAAACCGUUGGUGUUCAUAAUAUAUUGAGAUUGAGAUAUUUUGCCAUCCGAUUUUAUUCAUCAUGAUUAUGGUGUUGGCAGAGGAUUCAGUUUGUAAUCUUUAUACGUUGAAAUUUGAAGUAAACUUUAUCAAUUUGAUCGUAAAGAGUCAGUUUACACGUUAAAAGGUUCCAACAUUCAACAGUGUCAUUUACAAAUGGGGCUACUGUCAUUGAUAACCAUAAUAACACAUUGUGAAGGCCAUUGCUUAUUAAGACCAUGAUGAUUGUAUCUGAGGUGUACUAACCAUUACCUCAUUAAGGACAAGUCUUAUGUCUCUUGUUUAAUAUAUGUUGGUGUAAAUUUUUAAUGUUUAUUGUUUUCGUGUUAAAAUGUUUAUUAUGAGAUUGUGCAAUUAACUGAUUUCACCUGCACCUGCGAACUGUGACCUCCGUCCUAUGAAUGUUAACCAGAUUCAUUUUGUAAAUGUCUAUCUAGGCUUUUGUGCUUACCUCCAAAUUAUUAUAAUUCGAAUAUUCUAUUCUUAAAACAAAAGUGAUAAUAAAUUCGAUGCAGUAUUGCUCAUUAC